Rotaria sp. Silwood1 is the source of this 387-nucleotide messenger RNA. The record is from the annotation of a GenBank genome assembly. NCBI's taxonomy places the organism in Eukaryota, Metazoa, Rotifera, Eurotatoria, Philodinida, Philodinidae.
AUGGUUAUAUUCAAUUGUGGUGUGAUUUAUCAUUUACUUCGUCUUAGAAGUACGACAAGCAUUCAAAAUUCUCGAAUUCAACAUCGAUCUAUUUCAAUUACAUUGGUCAUUACAACAUCUCUCUUUUUAUUUAUGACUGUACCAUCAACUGUAGCUUUUGCAUUUUUUUCCUCAUCAGAUGUUGGUCUUUUACGAUUCUUCGACUGUUUACUUUAUUCACAUCAUAUAUUAUCAUUUCCGUUGUAUAUGAUUACAUUUGAUGAAUUUCGACAAGAAUUUUUUGACAUGCUUGCAUGCAAGACAAAUAAUCGCAGAGUUACACCACAAGCACAAACUGGUACUGUAACACAGAUAUUCAAUAUAAGAAAACCUGUGACAAAUACUUAA